Molecule: messenger RNA, 206 nt
Organism: Racocetra fulgida
Lineage: Eukaryota; Fungi; Glomeromycota; Glomeromycetes; Diversisporales; Gigasporaceae
Source: the annotation of a GenBank genome assembly
AGAGAACAGUAGAGGAACAAGAGAAAUUUAAUGGACCGAUAAAUGAGCAAACUAAAAAAAAAUUAGAAAUCAAAAGUCUUGAAAACAAGACUUUGCGUGACAAAGUGUUGAAGAAUGUUCUCUAUCUUUUUCGAGGACGACAAAAAGAAGAAAAGGGUGUGGGAAAACAAAACAAUGGCGUGAAAGAGGCCUAUUUAUAUUGUUGA